Seriola dumerili (greater amberjack) is the source of this 1589-nucleotide messenger RNA. RefSeq names its product leucine-rich repeat-containing protein 74B-like (gene lrrc74b). The transcript is spliced from 11 exons. Bases 91 to 1392 code for a protein of 433 amino acids. The record is from RefSeq and is a predicted model, not a curated record. Gene Ontology annotation, molecular function: protein binding. NCBI's taxonomy places the organism in Eukaryota, Metazoa, Chordata, Actinopteri, Carangiformes, Carangidae.
UGGUCAAAUACAGUGCAGUGAUUUCACUCAACAGCACAGAUAUUUUACCGGCAGGUUGGAUCUAAAAACAAACAACCAAAAAAAGAAGUCAUGGUUCAUGGGAAGAAGUUGGCCAAGGAGACGCUGCUGCCGUCUGUGCUGGAAGACGAUGACGCAGAAACAGAAAGUGAGAAGCUGCAGCUGGGGGAGCGAGGAGCGAGCCGGACAGAGGUCGACGUGCGUGGGCCAAAGGACCAACGCUCAAGCUCUGAUGGGAAUGUGCUAGACAGAGGUGAAAGAGAGGGUGAAGAGAAAGAGGAGGAGGAGGAGGAGGAGGAGGAGGAGGAGGAGCUGGGAGGAGAGGAGUUUGUGAUCUCUGACGAGGACUGCGACACAGAUUUGGAGCUGGAAGGUACGGAGGAGGCAUACGACCCGACGGGGCAGACAUACUACAUGGAGGCGUGUGAAAGGUUACAGGUCGUGCCUGCCUCUUCCUUCCUGCGGCACAUUAGAGAUAGCGAGCUGUCCAUGGCGCAUUAUGGACUUGGGCCUCAGGGCACCAAAGCACUGGCGGUUCCCCUGGUAACCAACACUUCAAUACUGAGGCUGAACCUGCGAGAUAAUUGGAUGGAAGGAAUGGGCGGAGCUGCUAUGGCCAAGAUGUUGAAGGAAAAUUGUUACAUUACAGAGGUGGACCUAUCCGACAACAAUCUUGGGGAUUACGGGGCCAGAGCCAUAGCUGGGAUGCUUAAGGAGAACAGCACCCUGGUGAGCCUGAAUCUGUCGGGAAACCAUUUCACAGACCGGUCUACCGAACACCUCGGCCCGGCUCUCAUCACCAACACCAGGCUGCAGCACCUCGACAUCAGCCACAAUGCUCUGGGAGAGCGCGCAGGGCAAAUCCUCGGAGACUCUCUGUCAGAGAACACGGGGUUGAGAUCACUAAGUCUGGCCUGGAACGGCAUUAGAGGGAGAGGAGCUGUGAUGUUAGCCAAUGGCCUCGGGGGAAACAUUUCACUCAGAACAGUGGAUUUGUCAUUUAAUGGCUUUAGUAAAGAAGGAGCCAUUGCUUUAGGACAGGCUCUGAAAGAGAACAACAUUUUGGAGGAGCUGAAUAUGAGUAACAACCGAAUACCCCCUGAAGGAGCCAUCCGCCUCACCAUGGGCCUCAGAGUAAACAAGACAAUCAAAUCCCUGAAUAUGGGCAGGAACCCCAUCCUCAGUGCUGGGUGCUAUGGUAUCCUCAAGUCUAUACAGGAAAACCCAGAUUCAGCCAUGGAAGCAUUAAACUUUGCUGGCAUCCCGGUGAACCAGGAUUUUGAGGACUUGUAUACAAAAGUGAAAGAAAUAUUCCCUGCGCUUACAAUAAACCAUGGGGGCAGAAUUGGCACAUUCAGAAAAGCAAAAGCUUGAAAAGCGUUACUGUAAUUGCUGUACUUUUAUGCCAGAAGAGAUGGAAGGAGUCUUGUCAAAGCUCUGUGGAUGUUUUCAUCAACAGAUGAAGCAAAGGACGGAUGCCUGCAAGGAUAUCAUCUUUUAAAAAGCUGUCAUUUCUGUAAAAAGAUCCACGAGACAUAUCCUUCUGAAUAAAAUGCAUUUUGAAUAUAUAA